Molecule: messenger RNA, 797 nt
Organism: Oncorhynchus mykiss (rainbow trout)
Lineage: Eukaryota; Metazoa; Chordata; Actinopteri; Salmoniformes; Salmonidae
Gene: nola3
Product: H/ACA ribonucleoprotein complex subunit 3
Biological process (GO): rRNA pseudouridine synthesis; ribosome biogenesis; snRNA pseudouridine synthesis
Cellular component (GO): box H/ACA snoRNP complex
Molecular function (GO): telomerase RNA binding; snoRNA binding
Source: RefSeq, marked provisional
GAAUUGGAGUGGGGGGGGGGAGUAAAUUUGUUUAUAACUUAAAAAGCACAAGUUAUUUACCACGAUGUUCCUGCAAUUCUAUUUGAACGAGAAUGGGGAGAGAGUUUACACAUUGAAGAAGGUGGAUCUAUUGGGCCAGCCCACCAGCUCUGCCCAUCCUGCCCGCUUUUCGCCUGAUGACAAGUUCUCCAGGCACCGGGUGACCCUGAAGAAACGCUUCGGCCUCCUCCUGACCCAGCAGCCUAGACCCAUACUAUGAUUGAAGCAUGGAACAACACUUUCCCAAUAACUUAUGGCUGAUUAAUGCAAUAUGGCUGACCCAAACUGUAGGCUUGGAUAUUUUUUUUCUUCACAUUGUCCUUUCCAGCAUGCUGUGAUAUGUAAUCAGUACAGCUCAGCUUUGUCAUGUAUGUGUGAAUCAGGCUUUGAUUCACACAUUAUCAAUUGAUUUGAGAGGCUCGCUCCUCCAUUGUUUGACAGACAUGGGCCAAAGGGGUGUCGAUGGCUAUUGUUUGUUGACAUCUGUUUAGGAUGUUCGCUUGGGGCUAGCCUGAGAUAUCUGCUUGUGAAAGUCUCAGGCUGGCACCUAUAUAGGUUGUUUGAUCUGCUAGAAUGAUUUUUUAAAUUUAGUUUGUUUUAUUUCUGUCUUGUUUACAGAAGACUUAUAAUUUUGGACAUCACAUUCUACAUUGUGAUUCUCCUGUAAUGUGGUUUCAGAGCUGUCAAAUUGAGGUGUACUAUUGUCAAUAUGUUCUGAAGAUGUCUUGGAGAUGGAGAAUAAAUGAAAUGUGGAAAGU